GGGCGCGGGAGGGUUCGCCUUUGCAGCGGAAGGAAGGCAGCCCUACGCACCCAGGACCAGGACCAGGAGGAGGAGGCGGGACUCCCUCCCGCCCAGGCCAAGGUGCGGAGAUGCCCCGGCCCAGCCGCUGACAGCCCGGCGCCCCCAUGCCCCCCAGGUCACAUUGGGAGGCCCACAGCGGUGUCGAUCGAUGUGGGUGCCGGGCCCCACCUUUUAGCGGAGGGCUCCAUGCUGGGGCUUGGGCGGCUGUCAUGCUGAAGGCGUGGGCCUCCUGAUCCUUGGCGGCCUGGCUCUCCCGAGGUGCCCGCUUCUCGACCAGCCAUGGGAAGCUGCUUCUCCAAAUCCAAGCCAGGGUGGAGACUUUCGAACUCAAGAGUCCAGAGUCCAGCGCCGUCGGCCUCCUUGUCCCAUCGCAGCAUGAGCGGCCUGGUUCCGCGGGUGGAAAUUGAGGCCGCGGGGCCCCUUUCCGACGACUUCCGACAUGCCAAAGGAGCGGAGAGUUUGCCCCCGGAGGUCUUGAAAGAGUUGGCCGAGGAGCUCUCGGCCCCGCUGAGGCUGAUUCUCAAUAAAUCCUGGGGCGCGGAGGAUGUGCCCGGGGACUGGACCACCGCCGAGGCCGCCAUGCCCAGGUUUAGAAAAAGUACACGCAACGAACGGGUCGAGGUGAAGAUCGAGGUGGUCCUGCCAGAGAAGGAGCGGGCCAAGGAGGAGAUGUCGCCCAACGGGAAGGCCAGCCCCAUCAUCUACAAGGCCAACGGCACCUCGCGGCAUUACCAGCUGGAGGAGCACCCCGUCGCCCUCAACCCUUACCGGAACCUGAAGGACGUGGUGGAGGCCUCCGUUUGUUACGUCAAAGACCUGGACAACGGGCAGAUGCGAGAGGUGGAUCUGGGCUGCGGCAAGGCCUUGCUGGUGAAAGAAAACGGGGAGUUUUAUGCCAUGGGUCAUAAGUGCCCCCAUUAUGGUGCGCCACUGGUGAAAGGGGUUCUGUCCAAGGGACGCAUCCGCUGCCCCUGGCACGGGGCCUGCUUCAACAUCGGCACGGGAGACAUCGAAGACUUCCCCGGCUUGGACAGCUUGCCCAAAUUUCAGGUGAAAAUCGAGAAAGAGAAGGUGUACAUUCGAGCGAGCAAACAGGCUCUCCAGACGCAACGGCGCACCAAAGUGAUGGGCAAGUGCAUCUCCCUCAGCAACUACAGCAUCAGCAGUACCAACGUGCUCAUCAUCGGGGCAGGUCCCGCCGGAUUGGUAUGUGCCGAAACAUUGCGGCAAGAGGGCUUCUCGGACCGGAUUGUGAUGUGCACCAUGGACAGGCACUUGCCCUACGACAGACCCAAGCUAAGCAAGUCAAUGGAUUCCCACGCAGACCAGAUUGCAUUGCGCCCCAAAGAGUUCUUCCGGACCUAUGACAUCGAGGUCCUGACCGAAAUGCAGGUGGUGGCCGUUGACGUCAAGAACAAGACGGCGGUCUUCAAGGACGGGUUCAAGAUGGAGUAUAACAAGCUGCUCCUUGCAACUGGGAACACGCCUAAAACCCUUAGCUGUAAAGGCAAGGAAGUGGAGAAUGUGUUUACCAUCCGGACCGUGGAAGACGCCAACCGGGUGGUCAAGCUGGCCACCAGCAAGAACGCCGUCGUGGUCGGAGCCUCCUUCCUAGGCAUGGAGGUGGCGGCCUAUCUCUCCGACCGGGCCCACUCCGUCUCGGUGGUGGAGCUGGAAGAGGUGCCUUUCAAGAAGUUCUUUGGGGAGAAGGUUGGCCGGGCCCUCAUGAAGAUGUUUGAGAACAACCGAGUGAAAUUUUACAUGCAGACCGAAGUCUCCGAACUGCGGGAACAGGAGGGCAAGCUGAAAGAGGUGGUUCUGAAGAGCGGCAAAGUUCUCCGGGCCGAUGUCUGUGUCAUAGGCAUAGGUGCCACCCCGGCGACCGGCUUCUUGAAGCAGAGCGGUGUCCAUGUGGACUCGAAAGGUUUCAUUGCGGUGAAUAAGAUGAUGCAGACCAGCAUCCCGGGCGUUUUUGCAGCUGGAGACGCCGUGGCCUUCCCGCUGUCGCUGCGGAAUAACAAGAAGGUGAACAUCCCUCAUUGGCAGAUGGCACACAUGCACGGGCGCAUAGCGGCCCUAAACAUGUUGGCGCAUGGGACCGAAAUCAGCACCGUCCCUUACCUGUGGACAGCGAUGUUUGGGAAGAGCAUCCGCUAUGCAGGUCACGGAGAAGGCUUUGAUGACGUGAUCAUUCGGGGGGACUUGGAUGAGCUGAAGUUUGUAGCCUUUUACACCAAGAACGAUGAAGUGGUCGCUGUGGCCAGCAUGAACUACGACCCCCUGGUCUCCAAAGUCGCGGACGUCAUGGGCGCCGGGAGAACCAUCCGGAAACGAGACGUGGAGCUCUUCAUCCGCUACGGCAAAAUCGGAGACAUGUCUUGGCUAACCGGGAAAGGGUCCUAACAGCCCCAGUUUUCCAAGGGCUUGGCCAUCGCUCCAAGAAGGAGAUGUGACUUUGAGGAACCCGGCGCUUCUCUCCGCUCUUUCCCCGAGCCGGGCUCUUCAUCUCUUGCCGUCCCAAAUCUCCCAUGCUUGGGAACAUCCACACUGGAGAUCCACCUGCACUUUAAGAAACCCCAAAGACCAAGGGGGGGGGGGAAGCAUUGGGUCUGUUUUUGGGGGCCUCGCUGGAUACGUACUUGUGGGAGGCACAAAGGAGCCUGCUGCCCCCACAAGAGAAGAAUUCUGCCCCCUCCAAGAGCGGAGGCCCUCGUGUCCUCUUCUGCCUUUCAUUGUCCUGCCCCCCUUGGUCUCCGCCUCCCCAAAUCCAGCCUCUCCCAGGCAUCUUGGGCUGCAGUUAACAGAAAUGAUGGGAGAUGCAGUAGCCCAGACUGAAGAAGACUGCCUUCCCGUGUCGGUUGAAAGCCUCCGCCGACUUUGCCACAUGCGUCACGAACCAUCUCUUUUUCUAGGUUCUUAAUAAACUAAUACCACGCCG
Messenger RNA from Anolis carolinensis (green anole), 2980 nucleotides. It is a transcript of the gene aifm3, whose product is annotated as apoptosis inducing factor mitochondria associated 3. Bases 322 to 2445 code for a protein of 707 amino acids. NCBI's taxonomy places the organism in Eukaryota, Metazoa, Chordata, Lepidosauria, Squamata, Anolidae. Gene Ontology annotation, molecular function: oxidoreductase activity, acting on NAD(P)H; flavin adenine dinucleotide binding; 2 iron, 2 sulfur cluster binding. The transcript is spliced from 23 exons. Gene Ontology annotation, biological process: execution phase of apoptosis. The record is from RefSeq and is a predicted model, not a curated record. Gene Ontology annotation, cellular component: cytoplasm; mitochondrion.